UGGUCAGUAAGUGUCAGACAGAUUGCGGGAUAUAUCGGCGAUAAGAUAUAUUGUGGUGUUUCUUCGUAGAGGAUGUCGCGAAAAUGAUUUUUAAAGAUUUCGAAGGUGAUCUGCUCGGGGACUAAUAGCGUGAGGUGUUCUUUUGUGGUAAAAUGGUUUGUACACUGUAUUUAGUAAUUAAAUUGGUACGCGAGAUGAUGAGUAGAAAAGAUUGGAUUCUAAGGUUUGGUAUUGCAGUUAUGCACAUUAGCAAGAAGAUAUAAAAUUCAAAUUUUGGAUACAGUAAUAUAGCAUCAAAGAGAGUGGUGUCACGUAUGAAGAUUUAUUUCGUGCUGGAGAGAUAACGACAACUUUGAAGACACAACGUUCGGUUGCUAGCUGAAAUGCAUGUCUGAGAGAACUUCCAGGGAAUUUUAAAUUGGAAAAAUAAAUUGAAGCUUUCUAUUAACUUGCCGGAAACUUAAAAUAACGGAGUCGGAAGGUGAAAUUGAAGAAAGUUCAGAUCUUCGGAACAGAGUGCCGACCCAACCUGUAACUUUCUUUCACUGUGAUACUCCGCCAUUACCAAAUAUUUAAAUUACAUCAAUUACAGAGAUACUGUUCGGUAAUUUACUUAAGGCAAUCUAAUCUCGCUCUACCAAUUUUCCACUCAACUGUAAUAGCACGAUCUGUGAAUUACGAAGAACGAGUUCGGGACAUUUGCGAUGUUACUCAAUUUGCGGUGUUAAAACAAGUGCUCAACAAGACUAGCAAACGAACAAACAAAUCAACUACUUCCAUUAUCUAUUCGUUAUUCAACAAUAGCAUCGCGAGUUGUGAAUCAUUAAGAGAAAACAUUAUGCCAAGAUAUAUUUCCCUUAAUCAUUUUUCAGAAGAAUUUCAGAAAAGCCAGUAGUUUCUGUAUCAGUGUUCUCCAGACAAUACUUCGGUGUUAAAACAGCAGUGCUCAGAAAGAUUCAAAGACAAACAAACACGUCAAGUACCUCCACCAGGAUCCUACUCGCAACAUCCGAGGUCCCAGCAGGCUGAGUUGACCCACGCUGACGGCAAGAUCCCUGGGGGCGGCACGGCGCAGCUGGGUUUCGCGGCGGUAAAUCCGAGGACGUGGUGCGCGCCGGUGGCGCGUCUUCAAAGUGGCAACUGCCGAUCCCUCGGGCCGGCGAUUCGUUAAAAGACAUGCCGAACGGUGUGCUUCCUGAUGUUCGCCGUAAUUGUUCGACGGUGGAUGGGGUCGUUACGGCCAUAAAGCCGAUCAGCUGGAAGGAGAUUCGAAGCCGACUGAGGAUGUCCUCAAAGAGGAAGUCACCACCAACGAAGCUAUCGGAGGGCGGGGGCGGUACGGGUACAGUGGCAGGCGCCAACGAGGAGGAGGAGGAUACGACCUCGUCGGUGACCGGUGGUCCCGGUGGCGAGGUAGCCGUCGGUGAAGAAGGUCCUACCACCCCCGUCGAUAUCGAGGAGUGUUACCCUCAUCAGAGGGGAGGUGACUGCGAGUCGUCCGGCUGUUCGUCGCCGGCGACUACCAGCGAGCCGGAUCUCCGAGAUUCGCCCUCGCCGUCGUCGAAUUCCCUGCAAAGCAAACGACAAAGGAUCGUUUUGUCCAGCCAGGAGACUCUAGCCUCCUACCAUUAUCCUCACCACCAUCACCAUCACCAUCAUCAUCAUCACCAUCACCACACGAAUACAUCAUCGUCGUCGGGUGGUGUCGUGGAACCGGCCAGCUCCUCGGAGUGUGGCUCGCCGCCAACCCCCUUAACCGUCGACCCCUAUUACCCGAGCCAUCCUCACCACAACAACAACAACAAUACCGUCACGCAGAAUAAUAACAAUAACAACGGCGGUAACGCAACAACUGUUACGAGUAAGAGAUCCAUGGACGACGUUCUGAAGAGGUUAACCUGUAAAAUGAACAGCGAGUCGCUGUCGUUGCAGGACGAUACCAGUAAUAACAGGCGGAACAGUCCGCCACCCUCUUCUACGCCGACUGGACACAACGCGCACUGCGGAGGCGUCGCCAGCGUGGCGAACAGCGUGCCACCCUCACCCCCGGCCUCUGGCAGGAUGCAGAACACAGAAAGUCAGGUCCAGCAGGAUAGCGCGUCAGCGUUCCUCUUUACGGAAAGCUUCGCAGAGAAGGAGCGCAGGCUCUCCGAGAUGAUCCUACAGCUGCAGCUGCUCAGGGAACAAUUGCUGCAACAGCAAGAUCAGUCGAAGUCGUAUCCUGCGCACAUGACCGUCGACUCGCAGAAGCAAAUCGAGAUACAACGGAUGCAAACGGAGCACUUGAAGCGGCAGCAAGAGCACAUCAUGCAGCACAACAUCCAGGAGCUACAGGCUCAGAUGACAAAGAGCCAGCUGAGCAUGUCGGGGCCGCAAUCCUUGAUGUUCCUACCGUUUCUCGAACAGCUCAGAGGGUUGCCGGUGCAAUCGCCUAUGCCGCCACCGCCGGCUACGUCGACGUCAACCACCACCAACAAACAUAUCAAUUCGAUCGCUAACAUGAUCAGCAGUCAUCGGGAAGGACCGAGCUGGGCGACAGCGCACCUCGCGCAAAUGACCACGCAGAUGGAGAAGGAAGCGUCGCCGACGCCGAUCUCAUCCGCCGUAGCACCAACCGCACCUCCUCUGCAGGAUCUCGACGCGCCUCUCAACCUCACCAAGCCGAAAUCCUCGUCGUCGGGGGCCACGGCAUCUUCCUCGUCACCUGGUAGCGACUCGCACUCGACAGGGGCCGGAAGUAGCGGUCAACAAGAGCAACCAGUCGCGGCGACCGCGCCGAAACUCUUUCCGCCUGGCCUACCGAUGCCACGGAAUUAUCUCACAACCCUUCCUUAUGCAGGUCUGCCACCUCAUCUGAGCACCCUCUCCUCGCCAAUGGGCAAGGUAAUGGCCAAAGACGAAGCGGCUGGACCAGGAGGUGCCGUGACUGCCGCCGCGGUUGCCGCCGUCGAAAAGCAUUUCGCUAUGCGUGGCAUUUACGGGAUACCACCGAGUGCUGGUGCAAUGCCUCCGUCGCCGCAGACUCAACGACCGAUCAAGCACUCCGGUUCCCGGGAGGAGGCUGCGCAGGAGGAACAGGAUUAUCUGUCCACGCCCCACAUGUGGCGGGAGCCGGGUUACAAGGUACCGGAAGACAUAACGGAAAAAGCUAAAAUGGUGAGACAGCAGAAGAGGGAGGGUGAGAACAAGCCACAUAUCAAGCGGCCUAUGAACGCGUUCAUGGUGUGGGCCAAGGACGAGCGUAGGAAAAUUUUGAAAGCCUGCCCGGACAUGCAUAAUUCCAACAUAUCGAAAAUACUCGGUGCUCGAUGGAAAGCGAUGUCGAACUCCGAGAAACAACCAUACUACGAGGAACAAUCACGAUUGUCGAAGUUGCACAUGGAGAAACACCCCGACUACAGGUACAGGCCGCGACCAAAGCGCACCUGCAUCGUUGAUGGGAAGAAGAUGCGCAUAUCCGAGUAUAAGUCGCUGAUGCGGCAACGACGGCAGGAAAUGAGACAGCUCUGGUGUCGUGACAGCGGGCCAGAGAUGAGCUUCCUGUCUCCGGUGGGCUCGGAUCUUAGCACGCAACAUCAUCCGGGAACGGGGGCGGCCGGUCCAUCGGCAAGGCCUAGCGUGUCGCCGCCGGCUACCAUGUUGAACGGCGGCGCGGCUGGUCCCAGUUCCGAUCAUCCAUCGUUCUACUAUACGCAAGACAGUUUAUCACCAUCGGAUAUGAUGAACUUCUCGCCGGAGAACUCGGGCUCGAUCGGUGGCUACGACGCCAGUCCGCGACAUCACGACGAAGAUUGAACCGCAGCUCCGGGUCAGCCGCCAUGGCCGCCCGGAGCAUCAUCUUCAGCAGCAGCAGCAGCAGCAGCAGCGUCAACGUCGAGACUCGGCCACGAGUUGUUCUGGUAAAACUUCUGGUGGUUCGCGUGAAAGGAAUAUAUACGCAUGAACGCGUGUAUCGUCGCGUGAACAGAAACGUGGAAACGAUAUAUGUAGUCGAUUGUCGGGGGAUAGAAAAACGUUCUCGAAGAGUGACUGAGCGUUUCGAAGCCUCGCUCGAGAGGUUGUGAUAUAUAACAAUUCUGUGCCAUCGUACGACGCGUGGAGGCCCUCCCGCGGAUUCGAGCGGCGAUGUGUCCUGCUUCCUUGGAUCCGCCGUCGUCGCGUCAUCGUAUCGCCCAAUAUGUCGCGCGAUUCGUUAUGAGAUACGUUGCUCGUGCACAUAUGGCUGAAAGAUCGUGCGUAACUCGGACAUAUACAUCACGACUCGAAUCUUUGGGACAGAGUGUCAUGAUGUAGAGUCACGUGACCGAUAUCGGCCAACCAGCCCUUUCUCGCUAUGCGCUACGUAUACAUGUACGUCGAACGAUUCACGGGACACCGGUGAACGUGAGCUCGACGUGGAUAACGGCAUCGUGCGGAGCUCUGAUGGUUUCCUGCUUGCUUAUGCUAUUACUAAGAGGAAUGGGGUGGGGAAAGCAGGCGCGACGGUUGAUCCAUGCCGACGGGACAACGAACACGACGGCGGCACGAGAGUUACCAAUGGUAUAUUCCGUUGGUGUAAUCAAAACCGCGACCAAGGCGGCGCAAAUCUGCGAACGAUAAGGUCUAAUCGUCGUUAGGUAACGUUCUAGGUAACGAGAUAUGCGCGUGAGUAGAAUUCUCGAUCAGGUAACGAACGUCGAUUCGCGUGUCAACGUAUGUCGGUAUCCAUCUCGCGGGUGUUUUCCGUACGCGGGAGCGCAGAGUAACAUGAACGCUAGAAUUAUACAUAAAAAAUAAAUGAGGUAAAUAAAUACAAAUAUAAAACGAUAUAUAUAUACACACACAUUUUAUAUAUAUAUACACACACAUAUAUAUAUAUAUAUAUACAUAUAUAUAUAUAUAUACACACAUACCUGAUUUUUCGUAAGACUGCCAUGUGUCACAUGUGUGUACGCGCGCCAGAAGGAUCGAUCCGAUGCACUCUCCCGCCGAUGCUCGAUCGAAUUCGUUUCUAUUGCGUUUCGUAUGAGCCGCGUUUCAACACACCGCGAGACGAUCGCGACACGUAUUUCUGUGUGUACGUGCGUGAGUAUGUGUACGAAAAUACGGUGAGCGGCCAAAAAAGUCUUGUUCCUAUUCCUUCUAGUGUGUGUGUGUGUGUGUCUGUUUUUGUGUGUGUGUGCGCGCGCGUGUGCGUGUGCGUGCGCGUCUAUAGCGAUACGCCAUUCCGGUCGGCCGUGUCAAUACGUGAGAAACGAAGAUAAAUAGAAACGACAGAAAUAAAAAUGAACAAAAGAUAAAAAUGUAAGAAAUUGAACGCAAAAAAGAGAAGUAAAAAAGAAAGAGAAAAAAGAAAAAGCUGUGGUCCGUUAGUAUCCUGCAGCAUCACGCGUUUUCCGAGUAUACGCGGCAACACGCGUUAUUAGAUCGUAUAGUUAUCCCACGUUCACGGCGGACGGUCCUUUUUUUCAUAUUCACAUGCAAUCACUGAUAUCCGGUGUAUCGCACGAGGACCGAGACAGAGGACGAGAAGAAAAUGUGGAAUUCCACAUUCCGUCACGCGAUAUGAACCCGCUCGAGUCACAGGGGUGUGUGGCCACUUCGUUUCGCGUCUAAAAACACACUUAUAGUACUUAUAGUAUUUUUCGCGAUUAAUUUAUGGACCUAACGUUAAGCGGAGAUAGCGUUAAGCGGAGGCAAGACGAAGAGAAUUUUUUUCUAAAUAAAAGAAAAACCAAAAUCUAAAGAGAAGUAAUCGAAGUGUAUUAUUAGAAGGAAAGGAAGUGUGUAUGUAUAGGAAGAAUGAAUAGAGAGAAAGUGAGAGAGGGACACGCGCGGCGUCAAUUUUAGUACAAUGUUAUUGCGUAAAAUUACGGACGGGGAAAUUAGCGUUAUUUAUUGUAAACGAUGUAAACGAACGAAUAAUCAAAUUCUAAUACGACGUUGUGUGUUUUGUUUUUCGAUGUUUUCCGGACACACGUUGUUACAUUUUUUCUCCGUUUUUCAUUUCCUUCGAGUUGUGCGAAUUCGUGAAUGCACGAUCAACCUGAUGGGAGCCGAUCGAGAGAAUCUAGACACCGUUGUUUACCGUGAUGUUAGUGGAUGUCAUAGAAAAAAAAAAAAAAAAAGGAAGGAAAGUAGGAAAAAACGAGCACCGUCUCGUAAGGAGAAAAAACAAUAUAGAACUAUAGGGCGUAAAGUCUCGCAUGUAAUUCGGGAAAACGAAUUGUACCGAAACUGGAAAAAUCGGGAGCUCGAUGUGAUAAUACUUAUGUGCCAAAUAGCGUUUUCGCGGACCGGAGGUUUGUGGCGAUAUGACGUCCCUUCCGGUUCCCGGGUCGGCAGAGUUGGCUCGACGUGAAAAACUCGAUAACUUCUACAUCUCUUUUUUCACCGUUUUUUCUUUUCUCUUUUUUUUUUUUUUUGUUAUUUAUAAUCAGUGCAAUUCUAUACAAGGUACCUAAUAUAAUUUUAUAAAGAGAGCCAGUAUCCUCGAUAUAUCUGUGCCCGCGUUUCGUCGGGUGCUUUUCGAAUACCGCGGCCGGCGGCAGAUAGGAUAGCUUAAUGUUGAUAAUAAUUUAUUUUAUGUAUAUACAUAGAUUUGUACAACUGCGUCGGCGGUGUGUUCGUCGAUCGAGAAAAAAAAGCACGAAAGUGUGAACGGUAUUGAGAGGAUGAGAAAGAGAGAGAGAGAGAGAGAGAGAGAGGGAGAAAUCGACCGACGCAAAAAGAAGUGUCAAUACUAUUGAAUGUACAGUGUAACUAUAUUGUGAUGUAUCUUGCAUAGCGCCACAUAUAUGUAAUUUACUCGAGAACACGUAGACUUAACGAAAUGUUAAAAAUGCGAUGCAUAUUCUUAUUUUCAUUUGGUCAUUAUUAUCUCUAUUAUUAUCCUUAAUAUUAUUAUUGUCACAUCAGUUUUAUUUAGUACUAUUAUUAUUAUUGACUAUUAUUAUGAUUAUUAUUAAUAUUAUUAUAUUAUUUCUCUCUCUUUUUUUAAAAAUAAUUAUCCUUAUUACGCAUAGCAAUAGAAGUUGUACGUGCCAGUUCAGAUGACAACGACGACGACAACGGGCGACACGAAGCUCGUCGAUCACUUGCGUGCUCGAAUACUCAAAAAUUUUCAAUGUCGUAUCGCUCACGCAACAAUUAGAUGUUUUUUUUUACAUUUACACUGAAACGUUUUUUUUUUUUUCUUUCUCUUAUCACGUCCUGGAGAAACGAAAGGUGCACUUUCGUUAGACAUUUCUACGUUUCCUUCGAGCAAUUGCGUUUCCUCCUUUCUUACUUUUCCAUUUCCUUCUUCUUCAGCAAUUUGACCUCCAAAUAACAAUAAUUCAACCCUAUUCAUUCUACAAGUAACCAAUCAUUCAAUAAAUCAAUUGAUAUGUGGAGGGUAUAAACGCGCCCAUUGCAUGUUAUUUCCUAUUGUGCCAUAUAUUCGUAAUCUUUCAAAAUAAUUCGCUCUUCUUAUUUUUCUACCUUCUACCGCGGUUUCUUCGGUCCUUUUACAUUCAAGAACGCAUUUUCGGAUCGCGUACGUACAAUUAAGCUGUUAAGAAAUUUUCAUCGAUUUUGAUUAUCCCCAGCACGUUGUUUUCUUUAUAAAGUUCAAUUCUGCAUUUGAUGGACAGAUCAGUUUUGUCAGGAACGACAGAUGCUAAGUACACAAUUUUUUCCUCCUUUUAUUUUUCUUUCUUUUCGUUUGUAUACCUAGAAACGAACGUUUUCACGAUAAUCUCAAUGCACUCGCUGUAAAUUCAUCGGAUUUCAAAAGACAAAAAAAAAAAAAAAAGAAAAGAAAUGCAACCAGUGCGAAUGCAAACUGUAAGAAUAGUAAAUUGUAAAACGAAUACAUUACUAAUACUAUAGUAUAUCUAACGUAACGAAGAAAAAAAAGUGAACACUAACAUCCAAUCUCAAUAUUCCAAGAAUUCACUUCAUUUACAUGUACGUUGUUGUUAAUGGUAUGAAAAAAAUAUAAUAAAAUAACGCUUUACCGAAAUUCAACAUUAGUUUUAGGUAUACAACGUUAUUUCUAGGAGAAACUUGUAUGUACGUGCAAUGUACAUAGUCUAUGCAAUACCGUCUAAAUGAGAGAAGAACAUGAGAGGAGAGAGAGAAAGAAAUAGAGAGAGAGAGAGGGAGAGAGUGUGUGUGUGUAUGUAUGCGUGUGUGUAUAUGUGUCACGAAAAGGGAAAAAGGAAAAAGUAUAAAAUCAGUCAGAUGCAUGUUUGAAUGCGAUUACACGUUCACGAUCAUCUUAUCACUACUCGCGACAGAUGUAGUACACGUUAUUAAUUGGUGUCAAUAGCGUACAAUCAAAAUAUAUAUAUUUAAGAUCAGUGAAUCUUCACUGUUAACACUAUCUACUUUGAAUUUUUAUGAUUAAUAAAUAUUUACAACGGAGGAGUCCGUUUUCAUCGCGGUAGUGUUGAGAUGAACGUAUAAAGUAUAUAAUAGGAAUUAAGGGAAAAUCAUACUUGGAAGUAAAACGUACGGUAGUAAUGACACACCAAAUAUAAUGGUCUCCAGUCUUUACAUACAUACCGUAAUGGAAUUACGUUUUAGCUAAUUAUAAAUAGCAUUUGCAGCGUUCGACUUAUUUACUGAUCCAUAAGGCACCUUGAGCUGGCUGUGAUUCAUAACUCUAAUAAUUUGUUUCUAAUCAACUAACAUACAUUCAUAUCGCAUAGAUCAAAAGGUAUAAUUACACGAAGUGUUUGUCAAUGGUAGAACAUUUAACGGUGUGUACUCCAAGAUCAUUUUCCCUAACAGAUAGUGACAUCAAAUGCACUGUAUCACAUAGAGAGCAGCACUAUUAUAAACAUAGAUAUAUGAUUAUAUUUAUUACAAUAAUUUGAAAGUUAGGUAUUCUUUGUUGUUUGUAUUUUACAAGCGUAACCAUUAUUAUACAUAAAUAAAUAACUAUAUAAAUGAAUGAAA
This is a messenger RNA of Bombus terrestris (buff-tailed bumblebee), 8925 nucleotides long. RefSeq names its product transcription factor SOX-6 (gene Sox102F). The transcript has 10 exons. Gene Ontology annotation, molecular function: DNA-binding transcription factor activity, RNA polymerase II-specific; RNA polymerase II cis-regulatory region sequence-specific DNA binding. The record is from RefSeq and is a predicted model, not a curated record. Gene Ontology annotation, cellular component: nucleus. NCBI's taxonomy places the organism in Eukaryota, Metazoa, Arthropoda, Insecta, Hymenoptera, Apidae. Gene Ontology annotation, biological process: cell fate commitment; regulation of transcription by RNA polymerase II. Bases 1177 to 3795 code for a protein of 872 amino acids.